Prunus dulcis (almond) is the source of this 4342-nucleotide messenger RNA. Its product is annotated as putative pentatricopeptide repeat-containing protein At3g16710, mitochondrial. The record is from RefSeq and is a predicted model, not a curated record. Lineage: Eukaryota; Viridiplantae; Streptophyta; Magnoliopsida; Rosales; Rosaceae. The transcript has 2 exons. The coding region runs from base 200 to 2386 and encodes 728 amino acids. Gene Ontology annotation, molecular function: protein binding.
GUUCACAGAGUUGACACAACCUGGUUACUUCGCUCUCUCUGCCUAAAAUCCUAAGAUGUCACUUUUUCAUGUCAUUCUCUGCCUUCAGUUUUGUACUUCAUUUCUCAGGUCAGUGAUCAAUCUUUCGUUAAUUCUCUUUUACAUAUAAACUUCUUGUUUUACCGGAGGAAAUAGCACAAACUGUUCAUGAACUCUUACAAUGCUGGUAAAGCUCCAGCCUUUGACAUUGUCCAAGAGAAUCCCUUUCUGGGUCUGCUCAGGUGCAUGCAUUUCUUCAGCUUCAUGUGCUAAAACCGUUGAAUGUUUCCCGGGAAAGAAUCAAGACCCACCAAAUUCAUCCGACUUUGAACAAAAUAUCCAGUCUUUGAGGAAUAAGCUUGUUCCUGAUAACUUAAUCCGGGUUUUAGAUAACACUGAUGAUUUGAGCUCAGCAGUGAAGGUAUUCAAAUGGGCUUCCCUCCAAAGACGGUUUAACCACACCGCAGAUACGUAUUAUCGGAUCAUUUUGAAACUGGGUUUAGCUGGAAAGGUUGAGGAAAUGGAAGGGUUUUGUCAAAAUAUGGUGAAAGAUAAAUGCCCAGGUGUUGAAGAGGCUCUUUUGGCAUUGGUUGAUAUGUUUGUUAAACAUUGUAGGCAAAGUGAGGCAAUAAGGGUACUUGUGAAUAUGAAGGCAGGUGGCUAUAGGCCAUCAAUUGAGACAUUUAAUGCUGUAUUGGGCGCUCUUGUGGAGGAUAAGAGAGAUUUUCAAGAUGUAUUGUUUGUCUAUAAGGAGAUGGUGACGGCAGGGAUCUUACCAACUAUUGAAACUUUGAAUUAUUUGUUAGAGGCAUUGUUGGAGACCGACCACAUUGAGUCUGCUUUGGGUCAGUAUAGGAGAAUGAAGAAGAAAGGGUGUAGCCCUAAUUGUAGGACCUUUGAGAUACUCAUAAAGGCUCAUAUUGCAAAAGGUAGAGUGGAUGAAGCUGUUAUUGUUUUAAGUGAAAUGCUUGAACUUGGUUGUCAGCCUGAUUUGAGUUUUUAUUCCACCGUAAUACCUUUGUUUUGUCAGAAUAAUAGACCCGAGGAGGGAAUCAGAUUGUUCGAAAUGAUGAGAGCUUCCAAUUUUAUGCCGGAUUCAUUGAUUUGUGGGGUUCUGUUACAGUGUUUAUGCAAGAACCUUUGUUUAAAUGAUGCGAUAAAGGUUCUAGAAGAUAUGAUGGAAACUGGAUUGACACCAGCUAAUGAUGUGUUUGCGGACAUAGUAAAUGUGUUCUGUAAAUUAGGGAAGAUAGAUGAUGCUAUGAAGUUCUUGGAAGAUAAGCAUAUCCUAGAAACUUCUGCCUGCAAUGUAUUGCUUGAAGGUUGCUGCAGUGCUGGUAAAUUUCUUAUGGCAAAAGACCUACUUGUGAAAAUGUCUGAAAGUGAUGUAGCUGAUUGUAAUUCGUGGAAUAUUCUUAUCAGAUGGCUUUGCGAGAAUUCCAGGAUUAGGGUAGCGUCUGAAAUUCUAGGUAGAAUGGUGGUGUCUUCUUCUCUUCCUGACUGUGCCGCAUACUCAGCUCUAGUUAUUGGAAACUGCAAAAUGAGCAACUACAGAAAUGCUCUGGAUUUAUUUCAUCACAUCCGUGCCAAAAGCUGGGUUUUGGAUCCUACAUCUUACUCUGAGCUUGUCAAAGGCCUUUGCCUAGUGGAAAUGACUCAUGAGGCCACUGAAGUGUUCUGUUACAUGUCUAGUAAUAGGUGCUCUAUCCAGUCUUCCUCGUUCAAUAUGUUGAUCAAGGGUGUAUGUGAGACAGGAAAGGUUGAUGAAGCAAUAAGGCUACAACAAUUGGCCUAUUAUUCUGGUACUUCUUCUACCGGUUCAACUUACUCAGCUAUUAUGUUUGGAUUGUCAAAAUUAGACAAGGCAAAAGAUCUGCUAGUAGUUCUCUCAAAAAUGUUGGUGGAGGGUUGCAAUCUUGAUCUGGAUGCGUAUUGCAUACUCAUACAAAGCAUGAGUCUGCAGAAUCGAGUGAAAGAAUGCAUAUUGCUUUUCCGUAUGAUGGUCAACGAGGGUCUUAUACCUGAUUCAGAGAGACUAUUUAAUCUACUGUCUUGUAUAGCCAACCUUUCUCAGCUGCACGUGAUUUCAGAUUCAAUUGAUAAGCUUGCUUCUAGUAGCGAAGCUCUGAAUUCAGCAAUUUAUAAUGUACUGAUUAACGGCCUCUGGAAAGAGGGUUAUAAACGUGAGGCCUGUCAAUUGUUGGAUAUAAUGUUGGAAAAGGGUUGGGUCCCAGAUGCUAAGACUCAUGGAUUGCUUAUUGGUUCUGCUGUUAGCGAAGAAGUAGAUUGGAACGUGUUGGACUAUGAUAAUUGUACUGUCCAAGAUACUGUUAGCAACAUCCUUGCAGAGGGAUUAGAUGUGACAUGAAUCAUGAUAAUUCCAUCCCAAUAAUCAAUUCAUGACCUAUUCGUCGCUCAACUACCUUGGUGAAGUGUGCUUUUGUUACAUGUUCACUAUUGAAGAUUUUGUCUCCAAAAUCAGUCACAGCUGAGCUAGUUUGUAGCUGUGGUGCCUAGUGCAAUGGAUUGGGGGUAUGAUUGUUGCCUACCCUGUUCAAUAGUUUUCUCCACCUUCACGUACCAUGUGCAUUGAUCUCUUGUACAGAUUCUAACCCUCAACCAAGACCAAGAAAGGUUCGUUGUUAUACCAAUAUGUUCCUACAGCUUCAAAUCAAAAAAUCCUUCAAAAAGUAAUGGAUGCGGAAGUCAGAAUGCAGAACAGUGAUGUCCUAUUUGAGCUAGCUGCCUGGGAAGCUUUAUGUAAUCAAAAGAAAUUGAAGCCACUUCAAAUGUAGAAGAUUGCCAAGUCAGAACCAAGCAUCCCUAAUGAGACUUGUUCGGACCUCACUUGUUGCGCGGUACUUUACUCCUAGGCAAGAAGGGUCAAGAAUGAAAUGAUAGGCAAACUGGUGAAGGUUGGGAUCGAAGAUUCAAGCAGGGCAGCUUUUCCCUGUGCAAGUGGUUCAUGAACCCUCCUUGUUUUGCUUUUAGUACUAUAAGUUUGAACUGAAAAGACAUAAAAAAGAAGUGUAAGGAGGAAAUUGAUAAGUGUCAUUCUUCAGAUAGACUUUUCAGAAAUUUCCUCCUUUUUUAAAAAUAAAAAUAAAAAUUCUUGUUGGCUCAAAAUUAGCUUAAUUUUCUUUUUGUUAUUUAUUGGUUGUUUGGUUGGAUGGAUAUCUCUUUUAGUUGUUUUAUUCUAUUUCAUUGUGUAAUUUUUUCUUAAGAUUAAUUUUAAUGUUGGUUGAUUGAUUGUAUUUUUUUCCCAAAUUAGUUGCCUUCAAAAGACUCGGUCAAUGUCAAUUAAUACCAGUCUUACCAGAGUUUGCUUAAAAAUAGCAGUCAUAGGAAAAAGGCUUUGAACUUCUAGUAUUAUGUUACCAAAAACAAACUACUAAACUAAAUGCAGUUAAGAUCAGUUCUAUUUCUUGUUGCAGGCGCUGUUGAGCCUCAAAUACACGCUCGCAUAGUAAAGGAGAGAGAACUACAGAAGAACAAGCAAUUUGUGCCAUCAUCUCUUCUUAUGUCAUUAAUUCCUAAUGGAUGAAGAUCCGGAAGAGAGGAAUGAAAUUCUUAGCAACAUGAUAGUGAUCGGGGUCUCCUUCGUGGUUAUUGCCGCAGUUGUGGUGCUUGUCGUGGUGGAUGUAGAUAGCCCCAAGAAGACUAUAGAACACCCGAUGAACAACACAGGCAUCCACAUGAGCCUUGACAACAUUUGUGGCAGAACUGAUUACAGGGGACUUUGCCAAGACACUCUUAGUCCGGUUGGCAACAAAGCUGAUGUGGUAAAAUAUUUUACAGCGGCUAUCAAAUCAACCCUUGCGGCAAUGAAAAAUGUGGAACACAAUAAGCCAAAAGGUGGUGAUAACCAAAAGGGAAAACUUGGGUUGCUUUGGACUGAUAGACUUGGGGAUUAGCCAGCUUGAAUCUGUGUUAGCCGUUCGAUCAGAGGACUUGUUCGGGAGGAAGUCAGCUGAUGUUAAGAGCAGCCUGAAUGCUGUAAUCUCGUACCAACAGAAAUGCCUUCAACAAUUGCCUCCUGCAAAAGCCAAACCAGUUCUUCUUGAUCAAGCGUUGAAGAAGCCCAUUGAGCUUGCAAGAAAUGCAUUAUGCAUGGUACAUAGCCGAUGAGUACUUUGCAAGAGACGUCAAGAGGGCUAACAGCUUACACAAGCAUCAAACAAUUCUUUUUUAUAUAAUUGAGGGAGGGAGGCAAUGACAUGAGCUUGAACGUUCACCCAAUAUGCGUUCUAGCUAGGCUGCACGCAGAUUCUUUCAUGUACCUUAAUCCCAAGAAAUCCAAAACAAAACUGAUUCUUUUUUUCAA